This is a messenger RNA of Silurus meridionalis, 3540 nucleotides long. RefSeq names its product cytosolic carboxypeptidase 4. Bases 186 to 3407 code for a protein of 1073 amino acids. Gene Ontology annotation, biological process: proteolysis; protein side chain deglutamylation; C-terminal protein deglutamylation. Gene Ontology annotation, molecular function: zinc ion binding; metallocarboxypeptidase activity. The record is from RefSeq and is a predicted model, not a curated record. NCBI's taxonomy places the organism in Eukaryota, Metazoa, Chordata, Actinopteri, Siluriformes, Siluridae. The transcript is spliced from 24 exons.
AUAGCUGUGUGUGUGUGUGUGUGUGUGUGUGUGUGUGUGUGUGUGUGUGUGUGUAGCCUGCCUGCUUGGACGCUUUGCUGUUCUGUGUCCUAUAAUGGCACUGUCAUUAGAGCAGUUUAAAUAUCAGUAGUGAAUGAGGCUUUAAUGAGGUCAGAAGGACAAUUUGAGCCCGAUCCAAAGUCACCAUGUCUUCUUCCAGCUCCACUGGACUCGAGGUUCUCCUCUCCACUCUGGAGAAUGCUGGAGACAUCGAGAACAUGCUGAACGUCCUCAAUGUGCUGGAUGAACUCCUAUCCGCAGGUACUGACCGGCGUAUUCACUACAUGAUCUCUAAAGGAGGAAGUGAAGCUCUUCUUUCAGCGCUGGUGAAAACAGCUCAGUGCACGAGUCCAAACUUCACCGUGCUACUGCCUCUGUUACACCUCCUUGCAAAGGUGGGACACAAAGACCGUAUGAUUGGGGUUAAAGCGGAGAAAGCUGAGGCCGUGUUACUGAUACUCCGAUUGUUACAGCAAAACUGUGAGAACAGCAGGAGAGCGGUGGCAUGUCUGUGGAUCAUAACCACCUUCUGCUCCUCAGUUUCCACUGCCACACUGCUGGGAGAGAAUAGAGCUCUGGACAUUGUAUUUAAAUUGAUUACCCCACCUGCUGCAAAACACACUCGCACGGUGAAGGCUGCUGUGGACGCCUUUGCCGCUCUCCUCUCCUCCAAGCAGAACGGGCACCUGGCCGUGGGGAAAGGCUACAUCUUAGGCCUGCUGAGAGUUUAUGAAGACUGGCACACGCAGGACACAGCGAACAAACAUCUCACCGUCCGUUCAGUGUUUAUACACUGCUUACACCGAGCCACCAAAACCAGCACCGCGAGACACACACUCACCUCUGAGGGAGGAGUCACUGUGCUGUAUAACACCACACAGGCCUGUUUGUCGAUGAAGAACUCUGAGAGUCUGGUGGAAAGUGCAGUCCAGCUCAUGAGAAAAUGCCUUCCAAAACUUUCUCUUCCUAUAAGUUCGGAUCGCAGCACGUACAACUUCCCACUUCCUGGAAACCCCGAGGAGGUCUGGAAGUCUGACUCGGGAGCCAAUGACGUAUACAGUGAGGAUGAAAGUGAUGAAGAACAAGAAAAUGAAGAGUCUGAAUUCCACGAUUACGAGGAUGAUUUGGAGACAGAUGUGAAUCAGCUGAAGGCUCGGCCGGACCUGGAUCGGCCAAAGGAACAGCUGGUUCAGUACGCACAAUUCUGCCCUGAACUCCAUCACAACUUCCAGGAUCAGGACCCUGAGCAAGAUGUAAACUCAGAUAACAACAUCAAAGUCCAGGACAAUAAAAACCCUGAAACAUUCUUGUCUCCAUCUUUACCUGGAGAGAAGCAGGAAAAGGCGGAGCUAAAAGGCCAAGAUUUCCAUCAUCACUUUCUAAACUGCUCUGGAAAUCAACAGGAAGCUCGUAACACCAUGUUGGACAGGCUUUUGGAGAAAUACGGUGUCUCGGUUCCUCAUCAUGAUCCUCGGCUUUACAGCUGUGCAGCCGCUCGAACAAAAUCCAUUGCUGCGUUCUCAAUUCUGGCUUUUCCUGAUUUCUGGGGUCACCUUCCUCCAUCCGAGCCUGAGCCCAUGGCUAACAGGAAACCUCACAUCCAGAGAAAGAAAGUUUUUGAAGACAUCCAGCGCCUGGUCUGUCCUGAUGACAUCAUCAAUAAAGUGGUGUUUGACACUGAAGAUCUCAGUCCUCAUUGUACCAGCAGGACACCAGCAGGCUCCUUACGUUUCUUUUCCAAGUUUGAGAACGGAAAUCUACGGAUGGCUGUUCACAUCCGCAGAUACGAGUAUGAUCUGAUCGUUAAUGCUGACGUGAACUCCUCGUCUCAUCAACAGUGGUUUUAUUUUGAGGUCAGUGGGAUGACGGCCAACGUCCCCUAUCGCUUCAACAUCAUUAACUGUGAGAAAGGCAACAGCCAGUUCAACUACGGCAUGCAGCCUGUAGUGUAUUCUGUAAAAGAAGCACUUGAAGGAAGACCUCAAUGGGUUCGAACUGGAACUGAGAUCUGCUACUACAGGAAUCAUUUCCGUCCAUGUGAAGGUCACAGAGGUCACCGCCUUUACACCUUGACUUUCACCAUGACCUUUAAGCACGAGGAGGACGUGUGUUACGUGGCGUAUCAUUAUCCGUACACUUUUUCUGGGCUGCAGUCUCACCUCCAGAUGUUGCAGAAGUCCAUCGACCCACAGAAGGUUUUCUUCCGUCAGCAGACGCUGUGUAACACACUCGGGGGAAACGUCUGUCCUCUUAUCACCAUCACGGCCAAGCCCACCUCACACACUUUCACACACCUGCACCAGCUCCGAAACAGGCCGUGUGUGUUCCUGACAGCGAGGGUGCACCCCGGUGAGUGUAAUUCCAGCUGGGUGAUGAAGGGGACGCUAGAGUUCCUGUGCAGUGAUGACGCCGUGGCCGAGAGUCUUAGAGAAUCUUUCAUCUUUAAAAUCAUCCCCAUGCUGAACCCUGACGGAGUGAUACAUGGCAAUCACCGUUGCUCCCUCACUGCUGAUGAUCUGAACCGUCAGUGGCUGAAGCCGAGUCCCACCCUCAGUCCCACCAUCUAUCACGCUAAAGGACUGCUCUAUUACCUCUGCAGCAUCGGCAAAACCCCUCUGGUGUUCUGUGAUUAUCACGGUCACUCGAGGAAGAAGAAUGUGUUCCUGUACGGUUGUAGUGUGAAGGAGACGUUGUGGCAGUCCGGCUCUCCCGUCAACACCGCUUCACUCAAAGAGAAUCCUGGAUACAGGACGAUCGCUAAGACUCUGGACAGGAUCGCUCCAGCGUUCUCCUUCAACAGCUGUAACUUCCUGGUGGAGAAGUCACGAGCUUCGACAGCUCGUGUGGUGGUAUGGAGGGAGAUGGGGGUUUUACGCAGCUACACUAUGGAGAGCACCUACAACGGCUGCAAUCAGGGCAUCUACAAGGACCUACAGACAGGAACGUGUGAGUUGGAGGAGAUGGGGAUGAAGUUCUGUCAGAGUCUCCUCACACUGACGAAAAACACCAUCAGCUAUAACAGCCGCGUGAUUGGCCACGCAGCAGCCAUCCUGGACCUGGAAAACAGCCGGAUGGACCACAAAUCCCACAACUGCUUCGAGGACGACGAGCCGGCGUGUCCCGAGAACAUCGAGUACUCGUCCUCCAGCCAGAGCUACAGCACCAAUGAGCUAAACGAGGAGACUGAUGCUCUGGGCUCGGAUGAGGAUGAAGAUGAGGAUGAGGACGCUGAAGGACACGGCAGGAAAACCCAGGCCAAGAAGUCGCCUCAGUUUCCUCACGCCUGCUGUCAGGAUUCCCACGAGACUCUAAACCUCAAGAGCAGCAGCAAGAUCAACAUCAGCAUGAGCAACACGUACCUGAGCUAGACGACUAGACAAGUAGCUAACAAGCAAAUAUUAUUAUAUACUAUAUACAUGGUAUGGCCAAAAGUAUUGGGACACCUGCCAAAUCCAUGAAGAUCUGCUUUAAAUGGGUUGGAGUGGAAGACCCCCUGCUAUA